Desarmillaria tabescens is the source of this 829-nucleotide messenger RNA. RefSeq lists its product as uncharacterized. NCBI's taxonomy places the organism in Eukaryota, Fungi, Basidiomycota, Agaricomycetes, Agaricales, Physalacriaceae. Gene Ontology annotation, biological process: phospholipid biosynthetic process; lipid storage; lipid droplet organization. Gene Ontology annotation, molecular function: coenzyme A diphosphatase activity. Bases 103 to 741 code for a protein of 212 amino acids. The record is from RefSeq and is a predicted model, not a curated record. Gene Ontology annotation, cellular component: endoplasmic reticulum membrane. The transcript has 5 exons.
UUCUCCUUCUACGAUUACCGUCAUCAUGGCAGACAUACGGAUAUCAGCCUUCAUUGCGGUAACGUCCGUCGUUUUCCUAGCGACCGCAUAUUCUGUCAUCCUAUGGACACCUAUAUCGACACCUCGGAUCCUCUACUUUCUCAUCUUCCUCACCCCUUGGGCCAGUCCAUCUAUUGGGCAACCAAGUCCAACUUUUUGAACGUGUAUUUUAUCAAGUACGCUUGGGGAUGGACGUCUGCUGCGUUUCUUUUUUUGUGGGCUACCAGCAGCCCAGACACGAGGACAGCUUCCCGGAUGCUCAAAUGGGUUACCGAGACGGCGGCAUGGCUCACAAUGACGGUCCCUCAUGACUUUUGCUUCACCAAGUCGACUUUGACAUCUGCCGAGACCCACCUAUUCUCUGCGUCAUUCGUUGCCCCUCCAGGGUGGGAAGGGAAGCCGAGAUUGAGGAAGGGCCAUGAUGUUUCUGGCCACAUCUUUCUCCUAACCAUGUCCGUCCUUUUCCUGGCCGACCAACUUCGCCCAUCCCUUCGUCAUUCGUUUGCCCACUGGUCUACAAUACACAAAUGCGCCGUCGCGGCAAACAUAGCCCUAAUUGCGACAUGGCUUUUCGCUAGUGCUACAACGAGUGUUUAUUUCCACUCGCCUUUUGAGAAAUUUACGGGAUGUGUACUUGGCGUAAUAACAUUUGGUAUCACCCAAAUACCAUCUCUGAUGAAGGCGAAUACGAAGGACGACUAGCGCAGUGGAUACCAGCAAUAAUGUCUAUAGAUUCGUUAUCAAUGCCCGCAUUCGCCGUACAAAUACGAAGGCCAUAUAAUACUAAGGG